AUGCCAUCUCCUCCGCCUGAGGUGCCUCAGGCCGAUGCCCUUUCGUCGCCCAACCCCGCCGAAAACACGUCUGUGGCGACGGAGGAUUUACAAGGGCAAUCAUCCGAUAUCACUGCAUCUUUGCCCUCCGAAUCAAAGCCUAGAUUGUCGCGCCUCGACUCCGACGCUUCAGAUAGGGUAUUCCCCAUUCGAUCCGUCAUUUCUGUUGACCCAACCGUGUUGAAUUCCUCCGUCUCUCGGUCGCCGCCUCCCCAGCAAUACCACGGCCAAGCUCUGUCUCCUAGCAAUGAGGGAUUUACGGAAUUCUCGAUUACUGAGCAAAACACGCAGUAUCAGCCCUAUAGGCAGGAUGAAGAUCUUGAGCAGUUGCCGACGGAGGAGUCUGACAAUACCAAAGAACAAUCAGGUGCAGCAAAUAAAGCAGAGGACAAGUUGACGGGGACGGCCUCCAACCAUCUUACGGUAGAUAACAUCUCUAGUGAUGGAAAUAACACGGAUGGUGGUGUCCCUGUUACCAGCCAGGACCCUCCUCGGAGCAUCCCACAAGCGAGUGAUGACCCGGAUCUGAUGACGUCUCGUUUCCGCCACGUUGUGACCGACGCUGGCCAUGCCAUCAUAACAGGCCGUGAUGGUAACAGUUUCCAGUAUUGCGAAGACGAGCCAAUUCACAUUCCCGGUGCGGUCCAAAGUUUUGGUGCGCUAAUUGCUCUCGAGGAGGAAUCAGAGGGAAAACUAGUCGUUCGUGUUGCUAGCGAGAAUUCUGCCUCCUUGAUCGGCUAUACGCCUAGGCAGCUUUUUGCCUUGGAAAGCUUCACUGAAAUACUCACCGAAGAACAAGAAGACAAUCUUCUGGACCAUGUUGACUUCAUCCGAGAUGAAUCGUGUGAUCCCAAGGUACACGGUCCAGAAGUCUUCAUCUUGUGCAUUGCCACUCCUACGGGGGAAACGAGGAAGUUUUGGUGUGCCAUUCAUGUGAAUGAAAUGAAUAAAAACCUGAUCAUCUGCGAGUUUGAACUCGAAGACGAUGCAAUCCACCCUCUGAAUGUUUCCGGGCAAACCACUCCCGAGGAGCCUUCCGAUACUUUGGGAGUAAACCCAACACCCGAAGAAUUGGCGGGCAGUACUGUCAACACAAGCCGUCCUUUGCGUAUUCUGCGAAAUGCUCGGAAAGGAAGAGGUGAAGUAGCUGCCAUGAAAGUUUUCAACAUCUUGUCCCAAAUACAAGAGCAAUUGUCUGCUGCUCCCACUUUAGAGGCGUUGUUGAACAUCGCAACCGGGUUAGUCAAAGAGUUGACUGGCUUUCAUCGCGUCUUGAUCUAUCAGUUUGAUAGCAGCUGGAAUGGCAUGGUCGUUGCCGAGCUUGUAGAACCACGAGCUACGAAAGAUAUUUACAAGGGACUUCAUUUUCCUGCAUCAGAUAUACCGAAACAGGCGCGAGAAUUAUACAAGAUCAAUAAGGUUAGGCUUUUAUACGACCGAGACAUGAUAACUUCUCGUCUUGUCUGUCGGACGGUGAAAGAUCUUGAAACGCCACUCGACAUGACCCAUUCCUAUCUACGGGCUAUGUCUCCCAUCCACGUCAAAUAUCUGGCUCAUAUGGAUGUGCGCUCUUCAAUGUCCAUCAGUAUAAACGCCUUUAACGAAUUAUGGGGCUUGAUAUCUUGCCACUCCUACGGAGCUUCUGGCAUGCGCGUCUCUUUUCCCGUCCGAAAAAUGUGUCGUUUAAUCGGUGACAACGUUUCGAGAAACAUCGAAAGGCUGUCCUAUGCGUCUCGUCUUCAGGCUCGCAAGUUGAUCAAUACUGUCCCUACCGAGUCUAACCCGUCUGGUUAUAUUAUCGCAUCUUCGGAUGAUCUUCUGAAACUCUUUGACGCCGAUUACGGCGCCCUUUCUAUUCGUGAUGAGACAAAGAUUCUGGGACGCCUAAUUCAUUCCCAGGAAAUCUUGGCUUUGUUAGAGUAUCUGAAAAUGCGCCAGCUAAACUCGGUUCUAGCAUCUCACGAUGUGAGCCGGGACUUUCCAGAUUUGCGCUAUCCACCGGGCUUCAAACACAUUUCCGGACUGCUCUAUGUCCCACUCUCUACCGGUGGAAGGGACUUUAUUGUCUUCUUUAGGCGUGGCCAACUAACCGAAAUCAAAUGGGCGGGAAAUCCCUAUGAGAAGACGCUGAAGCAAGGCACUUCUGGUUUUCUCGAGCCCCGUAAAAGCUUUCAAACUUGGCGUGAAACUGUCAUGAGCCGGUCAAGAGAGUGGACAGAGACCGACAUCGAAACUGCCGCAGUGCUAUGUCUCGUUUACGGAAAAUUCAUUGAAGUGUGGCGUCAAAAGGAGGCGGCGAUGCACAGUACCCAGCUGACUAGGCUGCUGCUAGCCAAUUCUGCACAUGAAGUCCGCACGCCCUUGAACGCUAUCGUCAAUUAUCUAGAAAUAGCUCUGGAAGGGAAUCUAGACGCUGAAACUCGGGAUAAUCUUGCCAAAUCUCAUUCGGCUUCUAAAUCUUUGAUCUAUGUUAUCAACGAUUUGCUAGAUUUAACUAACACUGAAAAGGGACAGAAUCUAAUUAAAGAUGAAGUGUUCGAUCUUGCUGCUACCUUUCAGGAAGCUACUGAUAUGUUCGACGGUGAGGCCAAGCGCAAGAAAAUCACGUACAACAUCAAGGCACACCCCGGUGUUCCAAAAUCGGUCUUUGGGGACCAGCGCCGCGUUCGUCAAGUCAUUGUUAACCUCAUUUCAAAUGCCAUACACUAUACCGAAUCUGGUUCUGUAUCAGUAGAGAUGUGGCGGUGUCCCGUGCAACGCGAGGAAAGUGGAUCUGUAGAUGUUGAAUUUACUGUCCACGACACGGGCUCUGGCAUGUCUCAGACCACAGUCGAUGCCUUGUUCCGAGAUUUUGAACAGGUUUCGUCAGAAGAAGAAAGCUACUACUACGACAAAGACGGUGAUCAAGAGCACGCUCAACAAGGAGAUGGGAAACGUGUCCUAGGUCUCGGCCUGGCAUUGGUUGCUAGAAUUAUACGGAACAUGCACGGCCAAUUGAGCGUUAAAUCCGAGGAAGGCGAGGGAAGUCGGUUUAAAAUGAUGCUCAAGUUCCCUGUGCCGGCGGAUGAAAUCAUGUCUGUCCCCGAUGAUUCGACUAUCCCUGAAAUUGCCGAGUUAUCAGCUACACCGCCUGUGGUAGACGGCGAAGUGAUGUUACUGGAUAGUAACGCAUCCCAGAAGAGCAACCAGCGACGACAUAGUGGUGGCAGCAACCGAAGUGGAGGUAGCCUGGGCAGUGAUCGAAGCGGCCGGAGCGAAGCUGAUCGUCUCAUCAGUGCGAUUCAAGAGCCGGCACUGGUCAAAUCACCCGAGUCUCGAAGGAGUAAACAUGGCAGCCGCGAAAGUAGUUUUAGUAAAGCACUUACUGCAAACCAGCCAAUUGUUAGCCCCUCGAUCUCCAAGUCUCCCGGUCCCCUCAGUCUCCCCAGCCCAGGUUUGCGUCAUAUGAUGCCUUUGGGAUCUCCUGCCGAACCGGGACAAGAGCCCGUUACAGACUCGGGAAUACCCAUAGGCGCGUUACGAAUUGACGAAGUUGAUGUCCAGAGACCACCCUCCCCUAAACAAACUGCUCGAGACAGGGCCGGGUCUGCGGCCAUGAUGUCGGAGAGUUCCACUACGACGGUCACGUCCCCAAUAGGAAUGUCGUCGGAUAACUUUCACUUUUGUUCGCUUCGCGUGCUUGUUGCCGAGGAUGACCCAGUCAAUAGCAAGAUUGUCCAGAAACGACUGCAACGAUUUGGACAUUCCGUGCACCUGACUGUUAACGGCGAAGAGUGUGCCAGUGCAUUCAAAGCGAAUCCGAAGGAAUUCGAUGCGGUGCUGAUGGAUAUUCAAAUGCCUAUUGUUGAUGGCAUGACUGCAACGAAAAUGAUUCGAGAAUUUGAACAGAGCACUUCCGAAAAUACCGUGUCCGAAAAAAUAGCACUAUUUGACCGAAUACCUAUAUUCGCCGUGUCAGCAUCGCUACUUGAGAAAGACGUUCAAAAGUACAUUGACACGGGAUUUGAUGGUUACAUAAUGAAACCCAUUGACUUUAAACGCGUCAACACGCUUCUUUGCAGCCUUCAAAGCGAACCGGAACGAAAAGCUCUUACCUAUUUGCCCGGGAAUUGGGAGAACGGCGGUUGGCUUCCACGGCAAUCCUCAGGACCACCACAAACCGACACGAAAUGA
Talaromyces rugulosus is the source of this 4212-nucleotide messenger RNA. RefSeq lists its product as uncharacterized. Lineage: Eukaryota; Fungi; Ascomycota; Eurotiomycetes; Eurotiales; Trichocomaceae. The transcript is spliced from 2 exons. Gene Ontology annotation, biological process: phosphorelay signal transduction system; regulation of DNA-templated transcription; detection of visible light. Bases 1 to 4212 code for a protein of 1403 amino acids. The record is from RefSeq and is a predicted model, not a curated record. Gene Ontology annotation, molecular function: phosphorelay sensor kinase activity; protein binding.